Messenger RNA from Marchantia polymorpha subsp. ruderalis, 2157 nucleotides. NCBI's taxonomy places the organism in Eukaryota, Viridiplantae, Streptophyta, Marchantiopsida, Marchantiales, Marchantiaceae. The record is from the annotation of a GenBank genome assembly.
GGGCGCCAGAGAAUGCGAAUCGUGCAAUGUUUGCAUGAAGUGAGGGAUUUGAUUAGAUUCCACCGUUCCUCGAAGCCAAGCGAGGAUCAACUCCUACGCUAGUUGAUAUGAUCAUCGAAGGUUGUGGCAAGUGGAGUUUGGGAAUUCUUGAGAUUACAAUGCUCCCGUCGCCAGGGAUUUGAUUUGAGUAACAAUGCUCGUCAUGGAUACUGAAGCUUGUCUCCUUCAAUGGAGAUGAGUCGGAGAGAAUAAGUUGACUGCGGUUCGUUCCUGUAACGGCGUCCAAGUGAAAAUCGAGGGAUUUAAUGCGGAAUCUGCUUUGAAUGGACGGAGGCUUGAAAUGAGACUCGGCAGGAACAUAGCCACAGCACUUGAGGCCCAUUGUCGUUUCCAUGGCGGUCUCCACAGAUCGGAUUUGCGAGAAUAAAAUGACUGAUGUCAAUGAAUCAGUGAGAGUUGCUUGACGGAUGAGAAGGAAGCAGCGAUUGACUGUCGAGGAUCGAAUGCAUGUUCGAAUUUCAAGGGAGGAGGAGGAGGAGCAGGAAGAGUGCGACGCAAGGAUAGCGUGGGAACACAUUUUUCUCCCGACUUGGAAUGUGUACAGCCCUUGCAUGCGCGAGUGGGGUCUGCUCUGCGGCCGAAGGCAAGAUUGGGUUUUGUCCGCAGACGGACGGAUUGGAGGCCUCGGAGCAGUCUCGCCGGGCGUCAUCCUCGAGACGACUUUUGUCAUUCAAGGAAGCUUGUAAAGCUCGCCAUCUGAUCAUCCAAAAGACUGUAUUGCAGAGCACGAAGCCGGAUGAACCAGUGAGGCCCUCGCAGCGACAAGAGAGGGCCAGGCGAGUCCAGGUGGGGUGGUCCUCAAAGCGGCGGACAACUCCCGCCAGUGGUGCAGAGCAAUUUUCCGCAGGCAGGCAGGCAAUCAGGCCCAUGUUCAAUCCCUCUCUCCAGACUCUCCACCCAUCCAUCAGUUGCUCAGAGCUUCAGGGCCUGUCAUUCAGCAGGUUAGACUCCUUCCUCUCCUCCACCCCGAACCUGUCUCACCUUAGAACCCCAUAGACUCGCAACUCCCACCUCGCGAGCCAAUCUAUCUCGGUAACAGAGAGGGAAUUGGUUGGACCUGCUACGGCCAAGGUAGAGCUCUGCGUCGGAGGAGGAGGAGGACGAGGCUCACGGCAAUGGUCUCCACUCCAUCAGCGAGACGAAAUCUGAAUCCGUCUAGAGUAGCUGAGAACCGCAGCUCCCUCCGGAUAGAGUCCAGCUCCGGCUGCCUCCCCGCAGCAACGGUGGUCCAUGGCCCAUGGUGGUCACUGUCACUGGCUCCGUGUUCAAAUGCUUUUGUCCUCGGACAAUCCCCUGCUUCCAUCACCCUGGAGUCCACAGUGGACGAGGUCGGUUCUCGUUGGUAUUCUACAUUAAAGCUGGAUCCCUCGGCCCCACCUGCCCUCUUUUGAAAUUUACUGCACACAAUCUAGGGAUGUCACUCUCGGUCGACCUGACCUCGCAUGGCUCCCCGGGCCAUGCUCGCCCAGUUUCUACUCCCUCUGGACUUUUGUGUAGGAGGUCUAUUCUGCUCGACAUUGUCCCACAUCGUUCGUUCCUCCACGUUGGUUCCCUUUGGCGGGAGCUGCUGGCGAGAUGAGUAAAGUGCAUGAUUCAGAGAGUACUGUGAGGCAGCAUGUUGAAAAUUGGAUGUUUAAGGUCCCGUCCCUGCGUUCGGAAGUUUGACACGCACUAAGAUAUUUUCAUGACGUUUAUAUAUACUUUGCGUUGGAAAUAUCUCUACGGCGUAUCUUGUAAAUACCCAGACUCACUCAUAUGCAUCUCAUGAUUAUGGAGGGAGGGUGUGAGCGCGCACACCUCCAAAAGCGUUUUGUUCACUUGAAUCCAACCUUCAGAUUUAUAAGAAAGAGCUUUGCUACAUGCAUAGGAGGGUAUUGAAUCACCGAAGUACUUUAAAUUGUCGAGCUUGCAUUCUACUGAAGGACUAGCCUUUCCACGUAUCUCUUACAAAGACAGGUGAAAGUUUGAGAUCUGAUUUGAGAACCAAAAGGAAUCAAGGCGAUAAAUUUCAUUUGGUACAAUAAUGGGAGAUCUAACUAUGCCCCGAGAACACUGACAGACUCUGCUUCUGUUCCACCCCACGCCGAGGCUGUCAAC